Scedosporium apiospermum is the source of this 2343-nucleotide messenger RNA. RefSeq lists its product as uncharacterized. Gene Ontology annotation, molecular function: oxidoreductase activity, acting on paired donors, with incorporation or reduction of molecular oxygen; monooxygenase activity; iron ion binding. Bases 1 to 2343 code for a protein of 780 amino acids. The transcript has 4 exons. Lineage: Eukaryota; Fungi; Ascomycota; Sordariomycetes; Microascales; Microascaceae. The record is from RefSeq and is a predicted model, not a curated record.
AUGGUGUCUUUCACCGCCCCGACAGCCUGGAAAGAGAUAUAUGGAUAUCCUGGUGUCAAGAAAUUCCAGAAAUUUGGCUAUCGCCAGAUCCGCCCUGGAGUGCCAGAUCUCCUAACAGCUAAUGGCGCGGACCACGCCCGGCAGCGGGCAGCGCUCAACCGGGCUUUCUCCGACAAGGCAUUGAGAGAACAGGAGCACUAUUUCCAGGACCACAUCGAUCUCUUCCUCUCGAGACUGGAUGAGAAGUGUGACCAAACACAGAGUAUAAACAUUGCCCAAUGGAUCGAGUUUCUCGCCUUUGACAUCAUCGGGACCUUGGCAUUCAGCAGCUCCUUCCACUGUCUCGAGGACAGCGGAUAUCACCCGUGGGUCCUGCUACUCCUGAAUUUCUUCCGAUCGACACAUUGGGUCCUUGCAGCAAGAAUGUGCGGUAUAUUUUACCCGAUCAUCCUCGCGCUUGGGCCUUUCAAGGAUCUUCUUAAAGGAGAGGAACAUUUGAGAUUAAGCUAUGAAAAGGUCCAGCAACGCAUCACAAUGCCCGAAGAUGACAAUCGGAACGACUUUUGGACCUACAUCUCACGCCAGAACGAGCAAAGGGAAGGCUCCAUGUCUGUUAUGGAGAUGGAGGUCAACGCAGCUCUCCUGAUACCAGCUGGCAGUGACACAAUCACCACUGCCCUGUCGGGCUGUUUGUAUCUGCUACUGAAGCACCCAGACACGUUAGCACGCUUGCGCAAGGAGCUGGAGGCCGAAUUCACUAGCGAAUCUGACAUCACUCUAAUCCGCGUGUCAAGCCUCCCUUACAUACGCGCCGUGCUCGAUGAGGCCCUUCGCAUGUACCCGCCGAUCUCGGGGGAACUCCGACGCCAAGUACCUCGUGGAGGUGCCGUUGUCUCGGGCCAAUUCAUCACCGGCGGCACCAUCAUCAGCGUUUAUGCCAAAGCAGCCUGCGACAAUCCUACCAACUUCGCUCAGCCCCAGAGAUUCACACCAGAACGGUGGCUGAAGACGGACGAGAGACCUGAUUGGGCGAAGAAUGAUCAUCUCGACGCGUCUCAGCCCUUCUCGGUGGGGCCUCGCAACUGCAUUGGCAUGAAUUUUGCUUAUGCUGAAAUGAAGCUCAUCCUCGCACGACUGCUAUUCCGGUUUGACUUGGAGCUGCUAGACGACAGGUUCAAUAUCGAGAAUCAGAAGGUCUAUCUCAUGUGGCAGAAGCCGCCAUUCCCUGAAAGCCUACCGGCGGAUUCGAAACCCUCCGGUCAGGAGCUGACCAGGGCGUGCACGAGUCAUGCCAACGCCGAUCCGCUUCGUGAGCGCCACGAAAGCGACAUUCAGUUGCUCCUAAACAUGAUUACCCUAGUUGGAAAGGCGGUCAGGCAGAAUGGCCUUGGCCUCAUGCGAAUGACUUCGCCUGGCGCAGUUUUGCCAGAUGAGGAAGCAUUUGCAGUCCUCAAAACGGCGCUUGAGGCAGGCGUCUAUCUUUGGAACGGUGCAGAUUUCUAUGGUACACCCGAUAACAAUUCCCUGCAUCUCAUCGCGCGAUACUUUAAGAGAUACCCCGAAGAUGCUUCUAAGGUAGUUGUAUGUAUCAAGAGCGGUAUUGUCGACAUGAAGGCCCUCACCAUCGAUGGGUCUCCUCAAACAGUACGCCGACUAGUCGCCAACGGAAACAAGAUUCUAGCCGGACACAAAAAGAUAGACGUCUUCGGCAUCGCACGCAUCGACCCUAAAACCCCGAUCGAGGAUACUGUAAAGGCGUUGGCGGAACUCGUGGCUGCUGGAGAAAUCGGUGGCAUCCAGCUCAGCGAGGUGGGCUCGGCCACGAUCCGCCGCGCCGCUGCCGUGGCUAGAAUCGAUAUGGUAGAGGAGGAAGCGAGUCUCUGGUCACCUGAGAUCUUUCACAACGGCGUGGCAGCCACAUGCGCUGAAUUAGGGAUCCCCAUCGUGGCGCAUACACCCCUUGGUGCAGGCAUGCUCACAGGCCAGAUCAAGAGUCUCGCCGACUUGCCACCCGGUCACUACCCUCGCGUUUUCCCCCGCUUCCAGCCAGGGAACUUUGAGAAAAAUCUGGCGCUGGUUCACGAAGUAGAAAAGUUAGCUGUGGCCAAGGGUAUAAGCCCCGCUCAGCUCGCCCUUUCAUGGUUGAAAUCGCAGAGCAAGAAAUCGGGUGUCGCUGUGGUUAUUCCUGUGGCGGGAGCAAGAUCUCCGGAGAGGGUGAAAGAGAAUGCCGAGACAGUAGAGCUAUCUGAGGAGGAAUUGCAGACCGUCGAAGCCAUCUUGGCUCGCGUCCCGAUCCAUGGGACCAGGUAUCCUGAGCCGGGAAUGAAGCUUGUUGAAUUCUAG